CUUCCGUCCAGUGCAUUCCUUCUGCAUCAUCAAAGUAAAUAGCCAAAAGUUUUUGAAGUUUAUACUGUCAAACUGAACUGACAGCAGUUGACCUCCAUCAGUAUGAUCUUACUGACGAUGAUAGUUCGUGUAGCGGACGGACUUCCGCUGGCCGCGUCCAUACAGGAGGAUGAACAGUCUGGAAGAGACCUACAGCAGUACCAGAGCCAGGCCAAGCAGCUGUGCCGUAAAUUGAAUGGUCAGAGUCCGGACCGCUGCACACUGGAGGCCGGGGCCAUGAACUUCCAUUAUGUAAUAGCCCGGGGUGUUUGCUACCUGUCCCUCUGUGAGGCGUCCUUUCCUAAAAAGAUGGCUUUUGCGUAUCUCGAAGACCUCCACAACGAAUUCUAUGACCAGUACGGAAGAAGAGUGCCCACAGUAACGAGGCCGUACUCCUUCAUUGAGUUUGAUACGUACAUCCAGAAAGCAAAGAAGAUGUACGUGGACAGCAGAGCCCGGAGGAACUUGGGCAAUAUUAACACGGAGCUGCAGGACGUCCAGAGGAUUAUGGUAGCAAAUAUUGAGGAAGUUCUGCAGAGAGGAGAAGCUCUUUCUGCUCUGGACACGAAAGCCAGCAAUCUGUCCAGCUUGUCGAAAAAGUACCGCAGCGAUGCCAAAUACCUCAACACCCGCUCCACGUAUGCCAAGGUGGCCGCCAUAGCCGUGGUCUUCCUCACACUCAUCAUCUAUGUGCGGUUCUGGUGGCUUUGAUGGAUGCCGACAAGGACUGUGACAUGAAAGAAGAAUUUUCUCUCUUUUAACUGUGAAACUAAACCUGUUACAUAUCGCUUAUACACCAGGGUGCCUUGAAGGGGUCUUACAGCUUUGUUCUAGCUUCAGGUUCUGCUGCUUAUUUGUUGGUAAACUGAGCCGUAGGUCUAUGCAGGACUUCUGUUUGUAUGAAAGCAGAUGUUUUAUUGCAGGUUCAUGCAGCUCUGUGUAGCAGAGAAGUGGGAGGUAAAAGCAUCAUGCUGAAAUUUGAGUUUCAUCCUAAAGAAGCAGCUGAUCUAUUCAUAAGCAGAGGUUCUGUGAAAGUUUUCACACUGAUGAGAAGAUUAUUGUUUACAAAGUUUGCACACUUAUAAGAAAGUCUUAUUGAAAAUAUUCAAUAUUU
This is a messenger RNA of Melanotaenia boesemani (Boeseman's rainbowfish), 1153 nucleotides long. RefSeq names its product SEC22 homolog B, vesicle trafficking protein a (gene sec22ba). The transcript is spliced from 5 exons. NCBI's taxonomy places the organism in Eukaryota, Metazoa, Chordata, Actinopteri, Atheriniformes, Melanotaeniidae. Gene Ontology annotation, biological process: retrograde vesicle-mediated transport, Golgi to endoplasmic reticulum; endoplasmic reticulum to Golgi vesicle-mediated transport; vesicle fusion with Golgi apparatus. The coding region runs from base 103 to 750 and encodes 215 amino acids. The record is from RefSeq and is a predicted model, not a curated record. Gene Ontology annotation, molecular function: SNAP receptor activity. Gene Ontology annotation, cellular component: ER to Golgi transport vesicle membrane; SNARE complex; Golgi membrane.